AACGCGCACAUCCGUUCGAUUUCUCCCCCUUGUCGUCGCCACUUUUCUUUCUCUUUUCUUCCUUCCGUGGUCUGGCCUUCUUAAAGCAGGUUGGAAAGAUUCGGUAGUUGUUCAGUCUAUUGUAUCAAUCGAGAAAAAUGGAAGGUCGAGGCUACGGUUCAGGCUAUGGAGGUUCUGCAGGGUACUCCUCCUGGAACAGUGGUGCUGGCAACAGAGGAUCUGGAGGGUAUGAUUCUUACAGCUAUGGCUAUGGGCAGGAAUCAUCUCGGGCUAAGAGUUUCGGGGGAUAUGGGAUGCACUCCUCUAAGAGCUGGGAUUCCUCGAAACAGGGUGGCUCCGCUACUGGCUCCAACGCUGAUGCAGCAAUUGCCAAGAUCAAUCAGAAGCUGGACAUAUUGUCACAGCUACAGGGGAAUAGCGGGCCAAUGGGAGGGGGCAGUCGUCAAGCUGAGAGGUUUGACCAAUAUGAGUCCUACGACUCGCGGUCCACCUCACUAAACAACCGUGAUCUCUACAGAUCCGGCUACGGUUACAGUGAAGGGGGAACUGACUUCAGCCACCACCGGGGCGGCAAUGCCUAUGGAGCAGGUCGCUUCGAUAACUCCUACGGAUCGAACCAACCCCAGAACCCAAGAUUACGAGAGAACUUUGGCCAGAGCUGGGCCGGCCGAGGUAUUCGAGGCAUGGGCACCGGGCGGGGUUUCGGACGCUGGAACGAGCCCCUUAUGGGAGCCCGGGGCCCAGGUGCUAUUGGCUCACCAGGGGCCAAGCUUCCUUCACUUCUCUCUCCCAACGUGUACCCAGAGAUGGGCAUGUUCAGCCAGGGAAUGCAAGGGUUCUCUGGGAACAAGCGUUUUGGAGCUGGAGCUGGGUUAUGGGCCGGCAGACAGCGCGUACGGAGGAGAGCCCCCAACCGACAGAUGAAAGUACAGAAAGAUGGCAAAAAGAGAAAAUCUCAGAACAGUGGCGAUGAGCCAGAGAGCAAAAUGGGAAAGAUGGAUGCUUCUGAUUCUGAGAAUGAGGAGAAAGCUUCUGAAACUGGAGCUGAAGAAGGUGAAGCAAAACCUAAAGCAGAAGGUGAAGGUGCAGCAGAAGGAGAUGAUGCACUCACAAUGCAAGAAGAGAUUAAUCAGAUAAAGCGUAAGCUGCAAGCUAAUAAGCAGACACAGGAAAAGCAGAAAAGGCGCCAACGCAAUCGACUUAUAGAAAGGGUCCAGUUUACCUGUUCAAUCUGCCGGUUCCGAUCAUUUUAUGAUGAUGAAAUGAAGAACCACCUAGAAAGCAAGUUUCACAAGGAACACUUUAAAUUCCUUACUACUAAGCUGUCUAAGCCUACUGCUGACUUUCUACAGGAGUAUGUUUUGAAUAAAAGCCGCCGAGCUGAAGAUCGACGAAAGCACAUUGAGAACCUUAAUGCUGCAAUUGCUCAGAUCUACAAAGAACAAGAUCUUACUCAAGAACUUGGCAUGGGGCAUUUUGUCCGUAAAGUGGAAGCUGCCCAUUGUGCUGCCUGUGAUCUCUUCAUUCCCAUGCAAGUUGGGCUAAUUCAGAAGCACCUGAAAACUCCAGAGCACAAUAUAAACCGCAAGGCCAUGAUGGAACAAUCAAAGAGAACUUGCCUCUCUGUUGCACGGAGCAUCUUGAAUCACAAGGUGAUAAGCAAAAAGCUGGAGCAAUUCCUAAAGGGAGAAAAUCCAUUUACUGAUGAUGCAGAUGACAAAGGUGAAGAAAAAGAAGCUGAAGGAGGAGAGGAUAAAACUGAAGUAAAAGAAGCUGACGGAGGAGAGGAUAAAGCUGAAGGAAAAGAAGCUGAAGGAGCAGAGGGUGAAGCAACAGAAGGAGAAGCUGCUGCUGCUGCUGCUGCUGAAGCUCCUGAUGAGGCUGGAGAACAGAAUGCUGAGGAGGAAGUGGAAGAGAAGAAAGAGGGUGGCAUAGACUGGGCUGAAGAGUGUGAGGAAAGUGACCAGCAAGGUGAAAUGCCAGUAGAAGAGGAUGCCGAAGGAGUGCCAAUUGCUGACGAAGACUUGGGCACAGAAGAUGACCCAAAUGCUGAAUAGACUUAAAAUAUUGACGCAUAUUGUAUUUGCAAGAUGUGUAAUUUGGCAGAUGUUGGCUACCAAAAAAGAUUAGAAAUGCUUGACAUGGAUGGGGCUUUCAUAUUUAACAUGACCUAUAGUCUUUCAUAGUUGCGUUACACUUUGUAACUGUUAGCAGUUUUUUUUUUUUUUUUUUUUUUUUUUUUUUUUUUUUUUUUUAAUAACCUUGCCAGUGUUUGUUUUUUUUGGGGUUUUUUUUUUUUGUUUGUUUCCCGUCGGCGAGUUUGUAAGAAGAUUCUGUUAGAACUGUUUUUAUAAUACUGUGCAAGUCUUGGCUUUGGGAUAAGUUGAACAAAUGUUGUGCUAAUCUUGCACCUGUGUUUUAAACAGUUUUAGUAGUUAAUGUAUGGUGCAUCAGUUUUAAUGUAACUGUUGCGUAAUUGGUUUAUAUAAGUGAGUGCUUUGCUAAUUUAAUUUUAAAAUCCUGUUCAGAUUUUUUCUACAGCUUUGUUUAUUGUAACCUUUCAAUUGAAGCACAGAGCUUUCCACUACAACUAAAUUGGAGAGCCUUUUUUUAAUACUGUAUAUUCUGUGCACUGUUUUUGUUUGUGGAGAGAGGGGUUGUCUAAUAUAGGCUAUGAGUAACCA
Erpetoichthys calabaricus (reedfish) is the source of this 2684-nucleotide messenger RNA. It is a transcript of the gene akap8l, whose product is annotated as A kinase (PRKA) anchor protein 8-like. The record is from RefSeq and is a predicted model, not a curated record. NCBI's taxonomy places the organism in Eukaryota, Metazoa, Chordata, Cladistia, Polypteriformes, Polypteridae. Gene Ontology annotation, molecular function: DNA binding. The transcript is spliced from 13 exons. Bases 138 to 2057 code for a protein of 639 amino acids. Gene Ontology annotation, cellular component: nucleus.